This is a messenger RNA of Amphimedon queenslandica, 576 nucleotides long. Its product is annotated as caspase-9-like. Bases 1 to 576 code for a protein of 191 amino acids. Gene Ontology annotation, cellular component: cytosol; cytoplasm. The transcript has 2 exons. The record is from RefSeq and is a predicted model, not a curated record. Gene Ontology annotation, molecular function: cysteine-type endopeptidase activity. Gene Ontology annotation, biological process: positive regulation of neuron apoptotic process; apoptotic process; proteolysis. NCBI's taxonomy places the organism in Eukaryota, Metazoa, Porifera, Demospongiae, Haplosclerida, Niphatidae.
AUGGAUAGACAAAACAAAAAAAGCUGUUAUCCAAUGGAUGCCAACCCAAUAGGACACUGUCUCAUUAUCAACAAUGUUGAGUUCACUGGAGGUAAUCUAGCUGAGAGGGUUGGGAGCGACCAAGAUGCCACUAAGCUAGAAGAACUGUUCGGCAAUUUUCUUAAUUUUACAGUAGAAUUGAAGAGGAACGUUACAAAAGAACAGUUAGAAUCAACACUAAGACACUAUCAACAGAAGGAUCACUCAGAAUUUUGUACUUUCUUUGUCGUUAUACUGAGUCAUGGAGAUGAAGGAAACAUUGUUUAUGCAUCCGAUGGCCAAGCAAUGAAACUUGACGAUAUUUUUCAAUAUUUUUCUGCCAGCAGCUGCCUCUCGCUUGGUGGGAAACCAAAAGUUUUCAUUGUUCAGGCAUGUCGUGGGAAUCAGCAUAAUAGAGUGGUAUCACUCAAUCGACAAGAUAGUGUUGUCUAUGACGGUGGUCCUUCUACUUCUAGUCAAACUAAAGUACCCAAUGAAGCAGAUACACUUCAUGCAUAUGCUACUAUUAGCAAACUUUUACUGCUGCUAAAAAUUUGA